This is a messenger RNA of Siniperca chuatsi (mandarin fish), 1577 nucleotides long. RefSeq names its product malate dehydrogenase 2, NAD (mitochondrial) (gene mdh2). Gene Ontology annotation, cellular component: mitochondrion; cytoplasm. Gene Ontology annotation, molecular function: L-malate dehydrogenase (NAD+) activity. Gene Ontology annotation, biological process: malate metabolic process; tricarboxylic acid cycle. The transcript has a single exon. The record is from RefSeq and is a predicted model, not a curated record. Bases 129 to 1142 code for a protein of 337 amino acids. NCBI's taxonomy places the organism in Eukaryota, Metazoa, Chordata, Actinopteri, Centrarchiformes, Sinipercidae.
CCUCUACGCAUGACAAUUUACAGUCUUCCUGUUCGCUCGUGGCUAGAGGACGUUGGUGUCACAGAGGAGAGGGGCUCUAUAGGUAUUUAUAUUUUCACUAAAGUAAGAAAAGAAGUAACAGAAACAAAAUGUUUUCCCGUGCCGUGAGACCUACAGUUAGCCUUGCCCGGAGCUUGUCCACCUCUUCGCAGAACAACGCCAAGGUGGCGGUGCUGGGAGCUUCAGGCGGCAUAGGCCAGCCGCUAUCUCUGCUUCUCAAGAAUAGCCCCCUGGUGAGUCACCUCUCCCUGUUUGAUAUUGCCCACACCCCCGGGGUGGCUGCAGACCUUAGCCACAUCGAGACAAGGGCCCAGGUGUCCGGCCACAUGGGUCCCGACCAGCUUGAUGCUGCACUUCAGGGCUGCGACGUCGUGGUCAUACCCGCCGGUGUGCCCAGAAAACCUGGCAUGACCCGUGAUGACCUCUUCAACACCAACGCCACCAUUGUAGCCACCUUGGCCGAUGCCUGCGCCCGCAACUGCCCCGAAGCUAUGAUCUGCAUAAUUGCCAACCCCGUUAACUCCACCAUCCCUAUUACAUCAGAGGUCAUGAAGAAGCAUGGAGUGUACAACCCCAACAGAGUGUUUGGUGUCACAACCCUGGACAUUGUCAGAGCAAACGCCUUCGUGGCAGAGCUCAAAGGCCUUGACCCGGCUCGUGUCAAUGUACCAGUCAUUGGAGGUCACGCUGGGAAGACCAUCAUUCCCCUCAUUUCCCAGUGCACACCAAAAGUAGAGUUCCCUGCUGACCAGCUGUCUGCUCUGACCGGCAGGAUCCAGGAGGCCGGCACAGAGGUGGUGAAGGCCAAGGCCGGAGCCGGAUCUGCUACCCUCUCCAUGGCCUAUGCUGGUGCCCGCUUCACCUUCUCCGUCCUGGACGCCAUGAAUGGAAAGGAGGGUGUGGUGGAGUGCUCCUAUGUCAGGUCUGAGGAGACAGAGUGCAAGUAUUUCUCCACACCUCUUCUCCUGGGGAAGAACGGCAUUGAGAAGAACCUUGGGCUGGGCAAGCUGACUGCCUUUGAGGAGAAGCUGGUGGCUGACGCCAUGGAUGAGCUGAAGUCUUCUAUCAAAAAGGGCGAGGAUUUUGUGGCUAAUAUGAAGUGAACAGGGCGCAUUAACUUAGUUUAAAACAAACAGCUGUGAAUGAUAAUUUGUUUCAUCUGAACUUAAAAGGCCUCUGGGUAAAUCACAAGAUCUGUCACAGUGUUUCCUCUUUUUGUUUUUAUUUUAGCAGUAGGGUCAUGUUAAUUCAAAUAUCCUGGUUUUAACCAUGGCCCUUUUUGUUAUGUAUCAUUUCCUGUACCUUUUCAAAUGUGGCUUUAUCUUGCACCUCUGAUUUGUGUACAUACUGUACUGUGACUUAUCUAUAUUUUGCAAAUGUCAAAUUUAAACAAAAUUUCAUAUAUUUUCAUGUACAGUCUGUAUUAGUGGGGAUUUCGCUGCUGAAUGAAUGAGGAAAUACUGUUAUCAUGCCCGCUGAUGAAAAUAGAUGUUAUUGAUAAGCAAAAUACUUCACCAAUAAACAGCUUUAAAAAAUGA